AUGGCGUCUAGGAGGAAUGCGCCAUCCACUUCAGCCGAGAUCUCGCUCGUUCAUCUCAAGAACUGCCUCGUCAAUCUGCCACCGACGCUGGUGUCCCUCCUUGUCAACGUCAACACACCUGCUCAGAAUGUAGUAGUUGAGCUCAGCAUCAAAUCAUCCACGACCGCACAAGCUGGCGCAAGCCCCUCGCCCCAGUCGAUCUUUGUAGGAUGGACGGGUAUGCCGAGCAAGCGCAGGACCACGGCGCCUGUGGGAAGAGAUGGGAUCAGUGGGUCAAGAGGCUCGUCUAGAGAGCAGGACGGUCAAUCCCUCGAGAUGGACGCGACUUUGGCGAAAGCGCUUGGCGUCAGCGACGGCCAGAAGGUCAUGGCCACCGUUCAUGUCGAUCCACCGCUGGCGCAUACCAUCAACAUUGAGCCGCUUACCCCCGAGGAUUGGGAGAUUAUCGAGCUACACGCGACCUUUCUUGAACUGAACCUGCAGUCCCAAAUCCGAGCGCUACCGAAUCCGGCCUACGCCCCAUCGGAGGGCAUUCCCGUACCAGCUCACACUCUGACGCUGCACCUGUCGCCUACCUCGACAGCCAAUAUCAGGGUGGUGUCUCUGGACCCGGCGCCUGGUGCUGACGUACCAUUUGCGAAACUAUCACCCAACGCCGAGGUGAUUGUGGCACCCAAGACCAGAGCCAAGACGCCCAGUAGCACGGGAGAUCAUCGGAGUGUGGCCAGCACGUCCAAGUCGAAACGAAGCGGCGCAAGCACUGUGCGUCGGAGAAGUGCUAGAGAGGAGAAGAAGUCAGCCAUGUUCUUCCGUGGCAUUGAUCGCGCAGUUGUGCGCGAGUGGUUCGACGAGGAUGCGCCAGCUCAGGAGCUUAGCAUCUGGGUUGACCAGGAUAUCGUCCAAACCGGACCGCUACAGGGCGUCAAGUACGGGGUUGUUGAUGUGAUGAAGCCGGGUGGUCUGCAAAAGCCUCAAGCAGAAGAUGGCACUGCACCAGCCACUACGGCCACAGCGUCGCAGGUCAUUGUUCACAUACGAACGUGGGAGGACCCUCCAAACGGCCAAACCGCCGCGCUCUCGUCCGCGUUGUGCGCAACGCUUGGUUGCGAGGGUCUGGUGGGAGGCGUGGUCAAGCUGCAGCCAGCACCAGCGCAGCUGAUGACCAGCACAGUCAAGCAAAUCAAGGUGUUCCCCUUUGCCACAACCUCACAUGCUUCGGAGGGUCUGAAAUUUGGCGGUGAAACCAAGGCUGAGAAGGAAGAAUCCGCCAAAAGGUUUCGCAACAUCUACGGGGCUACCUCAGGCGCCCCAGGUCUGUUGCAAGGCCCCUUGACUGAUGGUGCUGCGCUAGGCAUCUUUGAGGGCUUGGACGCCCCAAGCACCUGGGAAGGAGGGCUUAUCAAAUUCGUGCUCGACUCGGAUAGCGUGAACCAGCCCGGCACGAGCAAGGACGCCGUGCAUUGGGUCCUGGGGCUUGAUAACAAGGUCAACAUCGACUUCCAGCCGCCAGUGCCUCGGGCAUCCAGCAAGGCUGAUGGGGACUCGUAUGAUCCCCAUCCUGAAACCGACGCCCUCCUCGUCGGCAUCGAUUCCUUGCUGCAGAAUCUGCAGAAGCAACUUGUACAAAUGUCGUCCCUGCUCCUGACAGGUGGCAUGGGAUCCGGGAAGAGCUCUGUGGCGAAAUACUUGGCCCAACAACUACGAGAGGACCACCUCUUCACAACCAUAUACUAUCCCUGCCGCAAGCUGGUCACGGACGAGACGAGAAUAUCGACUAUCAAGGAGACUCUGCACCAUCUGUUCAUGACUGCAACCUGGGGUGCCCGGCUAGGCGGGAAGGGCAUCGUUGUGCUCGACGACGUCGACAGACUAUGCCCUGCCGAGACCGAGUUGCAGGUCGGCAACGACAACGGCCGCAGCAGACAAGUCAGUGAGAUCCUGUGCUCCAUGGUGAAACAAUACUGCACAAAGAGCAGCGGUGUAGUGCUGCUGGGCACGGCUGAGGGCAAGGACUCUCUGAACAGCGUGGUGGUGAGCGGCCACGUAGUCAGGGACAUUGUCGAGCUGUCCGCGCCGAAUAAGGAAGCGCGCAGACGCGUGAUGGAAUCAAUCGUGAGCAUCGACGCCACGCGACCAGGCGAUGGGGUCGCACAAACGAGCAAUGGCAGCCGCCCCACGACGGCCGAUGGCAGCAGUGCUACUGGCGACGAGAACGGAGAAUGGAUGGAUGGUGGCAGUCAGUCCAAUGGCGAUUUGCCUCGCAAGAACGCUGGAGGAUUCAUCAUGGAGAGCGACCUCGACUUUUUGGAUAUCGCUGGCUCUACGGAUGGGUAUAUGCCAGGCGACAUUGCCGUGCUUGUGUCGAGGGCGAGAAACGAGGCGAUCAUGCGAGCCAUUGGCAACGAUCCCUCGGAUGCAAGCAACAUGCCCAUUCCCUUGGGUCGAACUGACUUUGACAAUGCUCUCAAAGGAUUCACACCGGCGUCGCUGCGUAACGUCUCUCUGCAAAGCUCGACCACUACGUUCAAGUCCAUCGGCGGUCUGCAAGAGACGCGAAAGAUCUUGCUGGAAACAUUGCAAUACCCGACAAAAUACGCACCUAUCUUUGCUCAAUGCCCGCUUCGACUGCGGUCCGGCCUGCUUCUCUACGGGUACCCGGGUUGCGGAAAGACACUGCUGGCGAGCGCUGUUGCUGGCGAAUGUGGUCUCAAUUUCAUCAGCGUGAAGGGUCCCGAGAUUCUGAACAAGUACAUUGGUGCGUCGGAGAAGAGCGUGCGUGAUCUGUUUGAUCGCGCCCAGGCAGCGAAACCGUGCGUGCUGUUCUUUGACGAGUUUGAUUCCAUCGCACCCAAAAGAGGCCAUGACUCUACGGGUGUGACAGACCGCGUGGUCAACCAGCUGCUUACCCAGAUGGACGGCGCCGAGGGCCUCUCUGGUGUCUAUGUUCUCGCCGCGACUUCGCGACCCGACCUGAUCGAUCCUGCACUGCUACGUCCCGGCCGACUUGACAAGUCGUUGCUGUGCGAUCUGCCCGAGGUCGAGGACAGGCUGGACAUUCUCAAGGCUCUGUUGCAAAAGGUGCGGCUAUCGGAUGAGCUGGUCCACUCUGAUGAUGUGCUCCUCGAUAUUGCGCAUCAGACUGAGGGUUACUCGGGUGCCGAUCUACAAGCGUUGGUUUCCAACUCGCAGCUGGAAGCCAUCCACGACGUUCUCGACGUCAACGAACAUGCCAUGACUGUCACGAAGCGAUCAAAUGGAGUGACGAAUGGACAGACGGACAAGGCAGCCCCGGGUUUCGUCCAAUUCCGCUACGGCGAGACGGCAAAGCCUGCCGAUGAUAGCGCACCCAAGAGCGCAGCCGCCGCGCUCGUGGAAAAGGCAGCCAUCGUGUCCAAGCUGGAGGAGAUCAAACUGGCACGUCGUAGGGCCAGGCAGACCCAGCGAGGAGCAGCGUUCGGGGGUCCCGGUGUCGACAGCAAGAGUGACGGCACUGACAAGGAGGUUGUGAUUCGCCGCGAGCACCUCGAGAGGGCUCUGGAUGCCACGAGAGCCAGUAUCAGCAGCGACGAAAAGGCACGCCUGCGCAGGAUCUACCACGAGUUCGUCGUGGGGCGUAGCGGACAGAUGAAGGACGGACAGGCUAGCAUGGAGAUUGGCGGCAGGAGUAGCUUGAUGGCAAACGGCAUGGAACUGUCGCCCGUGUUCGCUGCUUCCUCGGCUGCUGCUGCUGCUGCUGCUGCUGCUGUCGAUCAUCCAGAAUUCGGGUGGCAGGUGGGUUCCCACCUCGUCAUGGCCACUACCCGAGACUGGCACCCGCUCUCCGCAUUCCGGGAAAUGGCCCAUGGCGGUGGAGGCAUGAACUCAUCCACCACAUUGCCGGCUUUCCAUUACGACUAUGAUGUCGAUGAUGCGCACCCCGAUCGCAGCAACACACCUGAUGCUUGGGCCAAAUAUCUUCGCACUCGCAUUUCCCGUCGCAAACAGCUCUACCACAGCCUCGAGCCCUCUGAUCAGGACCUGAUCCGCAAAGAGGUUCGGAGAAUCAGCUACUUCAGAGAUCAUUUCAGGGACUAUCGCGUCUUUCCGACAGAUGGACUUCCGUUGGUGGCCUUGCUAGAUGACUCUCGCCAGAAGUGGCGGGACAUUGCCGCCAAGAGAGCAACAGAAGAGUUGGCCAAGGUCCAGCGACAGACCGAAAAGUCUGGCGAGACAGUUGCGACGACCCGCAACAGAAAAGUGUUGAGGUACGUCCAGCAAUGGCAGACGCCUGGCUACAAGGAUGCCCAAAAGGCCCUCCACCCUGAAGCCUACAUGCCCGACCUAGACGCCGGACCCGACAACAGCGAGGACGACCCCAGGCGCGAGGAUUAUGGGUACAACGGCUGGAUCAUCCUCUGGGACGAGAAGAAAGGAUGGGCCUCCAUGGACCACCCGCUGGUGCAUGGCUCCUUUCCUCACCAGAAAAUCUCCAUCCAGCAAUUUCUAUACAACAAGGAUAACACGCCCCUCAAGCGAUCAGAUCGCAAGGAUCAGUUUCGGUACUUUCACCUCCCUGCCAACAACAUGAAAUGGGUGGAACAGGCGAUGAGCAGGUACUACGGCGAGGAUAACGUCGAGUUCGACGGCAUGAAGGCCCUGAACAUUAAGCACAACUCACAACGGCUCCUGCGACCGGAGCUCUGGCGCGGCCAACAGCGCGGCGGUUACGGACUGCCCGCCCACUCGCGCCAGAUAGGGCCGCGUUGCUCCAUGGUUCCCUCUGCGGCUCUCGGACCCAAGGGCGGACUCGAGCAGGACGGCUGUGUGCGGAAAGAUUUUGCACUCUUCAUGCCCUUCUUGCACUUUGAGGUUGAGAAGAGACUCCACCGCAUGGGCCAGUUCAUGCAGGUGGCCAAGUCGCAGAACGAGAAGCUGCGCAGGGCCAACACGUUCCGGCAGCGAGGUCGUAUGGCCAGCGUCGCCAACAACAAGAUCAAGAAGAGCCACGGUCAUGUCGCCAGCUUCGAGCCCGAGAGGGAAGGCUUCAUGGAGGCAUGGAGACCUCGAAACGCACUGGCCAAGUACUUCUGGCACGUGGCCAAGAUACACCAAGUCAUCGACGAGGCCGCCGACGGGCGCCUCAUCGAGGAUCACCUGUACGCCACGCCUCCCUUACACCCUCGCAGAACGCUGGAGCAGUUCUACUACUGGACUGCCGAGGACACCAGUCGGAGAGAUCGUGACCAGGUUGUGGCACGCGGCACGCGGUACUACAGCGAGGAGCACAGCGCCGAAGCCUCAACCCGCCUCAUCAUGGUCGACCAGCUGUGGCUGUGGAUUUUGGAUGACAAUACCGUGAUAUCGGCGUUCCCCCGACGCUGGGGACGCAACAAGCCCGACCCGUCGGCUGUGCAUCGCAGCAUCCGUGAUCGGCUGGAGGAAUUGGACGCUGGCGAGAUCCAGUCCGUCUACGAUCUUGCACUCGUCGUCGUCGACGAGUGCUCCAAGGUCUUCUUUGACCCUUCAAAGCUGCUUGAUCACCGGCCCGAAUUACUAGACAUCUUCAGCUCGGCCAUCUCCAAGAUCGCCGAGAACAAGACCAUUGCGUACGAGGGCUUUGGACUUGAUCUGAGCAAGAUCAGCAGCGAGACGAUUGAAUCAGCAGAGAGGCUGGUCCGCAAGUCGCUGAACAUUAGUUUCGAAUGGUCCAUCCUGGAGGAGGCCCAGCACGUGUUGGAUGAGCUACAGAUUAUGCAGGAGAUUUUCAACACGCAAAUCAUCGUAUUGAGAGAUCUGGAUCGCAACUUGCAAGAGCUUCUCAGCGCCGACAUGCCAUAUCCAACGGUGGCGCAGUCUGGUCGGGCUUCUGUUGCCACAAAGAUUCGUGAGGGUUGGCGGAAUGCACGGGACAGAAUCGUGUCACUCACCUCGGACAUGGAGCAGCGGCGGGGCGAACUGGCCGAGAUGGAGAAGCUCCAGACGAAGACGCGCUCACAGCUGCGCGACCUCGUCGAUAUGAAGCAGCAGCAGGCCAACAUCAUCGAAGCCAAGGCCGCUAUUCGCCGUGCAGAUGAGUCGGUAAUACAGGGCCGAUCCAUUGUGAUCUUCACAGUGGUGACGAUUAUCUUUCUCCCUCUGCAAUUCAUGACAUCCAUCUUUGGCAUGAACGCAAAACAGUUCAGCGAGGACGGUGCCAUGGAGCUCGGGCCGCAGCUCAGAUGGAUGUUCGGCGUGAGCAGUGUCGUCAUUGUCGUGUCGCUUUCUCUAGCAUUUAGUACCUGGAUACGCACGGCUCUGGCGGUGGGAUGGACAUUUGUCUACACCUACAUUGAAGAACGGCUGGGCCUGCGCACAAAGAAGGCCCGCUACAGCUCGAGUGCCUUCAAGAGCAAACAGCACGAGCGUCUCCGAGAGCUCGAGACGCGGGAUCAGCAGAGACGUCUUACUGAGAUCAACAGUCGCAGGAUGACCUCGCCGAGACGGCAGCAGCAGAGUGAGAAGAGGUCGACGUGGGAUGUACGGAAUCUGAAGCCGACACCGGGGCUAUUCGGGUGGAAGCGAGACUCGCCCAAGGACAAUCACGACGCCGUCUGA
This is a messenger RNA of Emericellopsis cladophorae, 6573 nucleotides long. Its product is annotated as Peroxisome biosynthesis protein-like protein. Gene Ontology annotation, molecular function: ATP binding; ATP hydrolysis activity; metal ion transmembrane transporter activity. Gene Ontology annotation, cellular component: peroxisome; membrane. The record is from RefSeq and is a predicted model, not a curated record. The coding region runs from base 1 to 6573 and encodes 2190 amino acids. The transcript has 9 exons. NCBI's taxonomy places the organism in Eukaryota, Fungi, Ascomycota, Sordariomycetes, Hypocreales, Bionectriaceae. Gene Ontology annotation, biological process: metal ion transport; peroxisome organization; transmembrane transport.